Penicillium arizonense is the source of this 2421-nucleotide messenger RNA. It is a transcript of the gene fcpA, whose product is annotated as protein-serine/threonine phosphatase. Gene Ontology annotation, molecular function: RNA polymerase II CTD heptapeptide repeat phosphatase activity. The transcript has 3 exons. NCBI's taxonomy places the organism in Eukaryota, Fungi, Ascomycota, Eurotiomycetes, Eurotiales, Aspergillaceae. The coding region runs from base 1 to 2421 and encodes 806 amino acids. The record is from RefSeq and is a predicted model, not a curated record. Gene Ontology annotation, cellular component: nucleus.
AUGCUUCUUCGUUUGCCGUCCGGUCUGCACUACCCAAUCACGGUGACGUCGCUGCUCAAGCAGCCUGGCGAUCCGAUUGAGAGGGAUGAGGCUCUGUUCUGGUAUUCGUAUGAGACGAUGGUGACGGAAGGUGAUGAAUUCGGGAACAGGACCGAUGUCCUGCGGAAGUUUCCAGCAAGAUAUGAAUCGACUGCCGAUGGAGAAAUUGUUCAAUGGAAAAUCAGAAAGGGGGAUGUUAUUGAUGAUGCUGUCGAUAUUGUUGAAAUCGAUGAGCCUUGUGCGCAUGAGGUCCAAUUCGGCGGACUAUGCGCGGAGUGUGGCAAGGAUAUGACUCAAUCCACAUACAAUACUGAGAUCAUGGAUUCCACGCGCGCUCCGAUUCAGAUGACACAUGAUAACACCACGCUGACUGUCAGUCAGCGGGAAGCAACCCGAGUGGAAGAGGAUGCAAAGCGCCGGCUACUUGCAUCGAGACGUCUGUCUUUGGUGGUAGAUCUUGAUCAAACAAUUAUUCAUGCCACUGUCGAUCCGACAGUUGGAGAAUGGAAGGAGGACAAGGAAAACCCUAACCAUGAAGCACUGCGGGAUGUGCGACAGUUUCAAUUGAUUGACGACGGUCCUGGGAUGCGCGGGUGCUGGUACUAUAUCAAGCUCCGGCCGGGACUGGAGGAAUUUUUGCAAAAUGUGGCUGAGAUCUAUGAAUUGCACAUCUACACUAUGGGCACUCGAGCCUAUGCUCAACAUAUUGCUGAUAUUGUUGAUCCUACCCGCAAGCUAUUCGGAGAUCGAAUCCUCAGUCGCGACGAGAGUGGAAGUUUGACCGCCAAGAACCUGCAGCGGCUCUUCCCCGUGGACACCAAGAUGGUGGUUAUUAUCGACGAUCGCGGUGACGUGUGGCGCUGGAGUCCCAACCUCAUCAAGGUCUCUCCUUAUGACUUCUUCGUCGGAAUUGGCGAUAUCAAUUCGAGCUUCUUACCAAAGAAGCAAGAAAUUGCAGCGAAACAACAAGCGAUCCAACCCAAAGAGCCCGCGAAGAAAAAAGAACACCAUGUCAAUGGCAAGUCUGAAGCAGGGACGGAGGUCUCAGCAUUGGAGCAGUUAGUGACAAUGGGAGGUGACCCAAGGCUGCUCCAGGAGCAGACUAAUGCACAAGAAGAGACCAUAUUACACCAGGUGGAAGACAGACCUCUGCUGCAGAAACAGAAGGAACUGGAGGCAGAAGAUGAGGUAGCUGAAAGCAACGAAUCAACUUCCAGCAUGGAAGACUCCCAGGAAUCCAUGAAACACCGCCACCAUCUACUCGAGGACCACGACCAAGAACUCUUCCAGCUACAAAACCGACUUGAACAAGUACAUACACAAUUCUUUGACGAAUAUGACAAGAAGCGGACCCUCGCACUCGGGGGUCGGGUGGCAGCUCUAAGGGGAGAGAAGGUCCCAUCGAAGGACAAAGAUGUGGAUCUGAAACUGGUCCCUGAUGUCAAAGACAUCAUGCCACAAAUCAAACGCCGCAUUCUCGGAGGAGUGGUCUUGGUAUUCUCGGGUGUCCUUCCAUUAGGAACGGACUUCCAGAAUGCCGACAUCUCUCUCUGGGCCAAGAGCUUCGGUGUGAUCAUCUCUCCAAAGGUCAACGCCCGCACAACUCACCUUGUAGCUGGCCGCAACCGCACUGCCAAGGUGAGGGAAGCCACUCGCUACCCAGACAUCAAGAUCGUCACCACACAAUGGCUUGUCGACUCACUGGUCCAAUGGAGACACGUGGACGAGGAACCCUACCUACUCCCCGUCCAUCCAGAUGACCGCGGCGAACCUCUCUCCCCAGGCUCCCGAGAACAAGAAAUGGCCUGGCUCUCCUCAACAGACGAAGACACGAAUGCCUCUCAGUGGACAGAGGGUGACGAUGCCGAAGGCUUCAUGGAUGAAUCCGGGCUAGACUCAACAUCGCCCAUCGGAUACGAUGCCGAGGAGCAGGCCGCCGUGCACGACGAAUUAAAAGAUUUUCUCGGCAGCGACGACGAAAGCGAGAGUGACAACGAAUCAUUACCAGACGAGACAGCGGCAACUGGCACGAAGCGGAAACGCGGCGACGGAACUGAGAGCGGGACCGACGAAGAAGAAUCCGGAGAUGACGACGGAGAUGAAGAAAAACGAGGCUCCCGAUUGUCGCAACGCAUUAAACGCUCGUACGAGCGGAACACCGGGCUCCGGGAAGUCGUCUCGGCCCCUACCGGAGGGGAAGAUACAUUAGUCCCGUCAGUUCCGCAAGAAGACGAGUCCGAUUCUGAGACUCUGGAAGGUCGUGACCAGAAUGCAAACCCCGAUGACGAUGACGACGAGCUAGAACGGGAAAUGCUCGCUGCCUUGGAGGAGGGGGCAUAUGACCCUCAAGCGGAAGAGGAUAUCGCGGCUGAGAAUGGAUAA